Molecule: messenger RNA, 1044 nt
Organism: Habropoda laboriosa
Lineage: Eukaryota; Metazoa; Arthropoda; Insecta; Hymenoptera; Apidae
Exons: 8
Coding region: 1-1044 (347 amino acids)
Source: RefSeq, a predicted model, not a curated record
AUGAUCUACAUGAUAGUGUUCCUGAAAUAUGUAACAAUUUGGGUGAAAAACGAGGCGUAUAACCAGGGAUACGAGCACAUGAGGAUCGACUGGUGCAAGUUGAAAGAUGUUGAGGAGAUCAACACCUUAAACCGAGAAUAUUCGAAUGCAUCGAAAUAUAAUAUGCUUUUAUUUCGUAAGGAAAUCCAGUAUUAUUCCAGCAUAAUUUCACCUCUAACCGAGAUCAAUACUAACAAAUUACUCGUUCGAACCGAAUACUUUGUCGACUACAAAGAUUACAUUUAUCUAAUCACGAUCCACGCGACUAUAGCAAUAAUGUGUAGUGUGACUAUGCAAAUUAGCAGCGAUAUUUUGAAUAACAUAUUUAUGAUGCACAUCAGUGGAAUGUUCGAGGUAAUUGGACUUUUCAAGAUAUUUGAAGUCUGUAUGUUCAGCAAUGGCGUGGCCCAAAUACUGCUUGGAACCAUUUGCAUGACUGGAGUAAUGUUAAAAGUAAGUCGCAUAUUAAGGAACAUUGUUGAUUCUAAAAGUUUCUUAGAAUUAAGGCUAUAUGUCAACUUUAAAAUGAAGCGUAAUCAAGUGAGUCAAGUGUAUUUGGACCAAACCGAUAGACGUGUGAUCCAAGAGUAUUUGAACUGGAGCGAUGAAAGUGUGAGAGGAGUGUGUUUGACCAGAGUGCGUGAGAUUAUAGAAUGUAUGAUGCUCCAGAUGAUAUCGUCGAAUGAGAAUUUUGAAUAUAAGUUUUUCGUAGUCCUUAUCGCGUUCGUAUAUUUGUCAAUUAUGUAUGUCAAUCUGUCACCCGCUGAAAAAAUUAUUCAGAGCAGCGAGGUUCUAUUCUUCAAAACCUAUUGUGCAAAAUGGUACAAAGCCCCAGUAAAAUCUCAAAAAAUGCUACUGUUCCUCAUGCACAGAUUCAUGGAACCGUGCAGGCUAAAACUGAAAUCCUUAGUUGCCGCGGUCAUCCAUAUAACACAAAUAUUUUCAUUCAAGAUGGUGCAGACUGGUUUCUCCUACUUUACGGUUCUCUACUCGUUGCAAGAAUAA